CUACUUCGCUCUGAUUGGUCGAUUGGUCCUAGCCCGACUGCUGUGGCCAUAUUUUCCUCCUGUGUCUGUUUGAUAUUCUAGACUUCUUCAACCUACCUCAUACUCACUUCUUGGUCUUUCCAGCUAUUCCUCUGCACUUAAUACAUAUAUAAGAAAAACCGAUUCCUUUAUUCUGGACCCCGGAUUUUGCAACAAGCCGCCCUCAAUUAUCUCAAAACCAAGAUCAACAGUUCAAACCAUUCCUACGAAGUGCCUCGAUGAUGCCAGCAACAAGCCCAUACGACAGUAAUUCUCCAACAAUCAUACCUGAAAAGGAUGAAGGAAGUCAUAAACACACGCUAGCAAAUCAGCAUCACGACCACGAGCUUCCACCACAUGGCUGUCCUCAAGAUGGACCUUCAUCUGCUUUCAAGAGUCUAGGUUGGCUCGACCGGUUCCUGGCAGUAUGGAUCUUCUUAUCCAUGGCUAUUGGGAUUAUUUUAGGCAAUUUCGUCCCAAAUACUGGGCCUGCAUUACAGAAAGGGAAAUUCGUUGGAGUUUCUGUUCCAAUCGCAAUUGGACUUCUCGUCAUGAUGUACCCUAUUCUAUGUAAGGUCAGAUACGAGACUCUCCAUCAUGUCUUCCGGGAACGCAAGAUCUGGGUACAGCUGGGAUUCAGCAUCAUCGUCAACUGGAUCGUUGCCCCGCUACUGAUGCUCGCCCUGGCAUGGGCUUUUCUCCCAGACAAGGAGCACCUUCGAGAAGGUCUCAUCCUCGUCGGUCUCGCGCGCUGUAUCGCAAUGGUUCUCAUUUGGACCGGUCUCGCAGGCGGUGACAACGAAUACUGCGCUAUUCUUGUUGCCGUCAAUUCUGUCCUGCAAAUGGUACUCUUCGCCCCACUUGCGAUCCUCUUCCUCAAGGUGUUUGGCGAUGGCGACGAGACUGUAUCAUACGAAGUCGUCGCAAAAUCGGUCGCUGUAUUUCUGGGUAUUCCGCUUGGAGCUGCAAUUUUGACGCGCUUUAGUCUACGCAAACUCUUCAGUCCAGACUGGUAUGAUCGGGUAUUCUUGAGAUUCGCGGCUCCAUGGUCAUUGAUCGGACUUCUCUUCACGAUCAUUGUUCUCUUCGCGUCUCAGGGGAAGCAAGUCGUACAACAGAUCGUCUCUGUAGUUCGCGUGUCGGCCCCUCUUAUCGUGUACUUCACAAUCAUCUUCUUCCUCACCCUGCUUGUAUGCUUCAAGCUGGGAUUCGGGUAUAAGUUGUCCGCGACGCAAAGUUUUACGGCGGCGAGUAAUAAUUUUGAGUUGGCGAUUGCGGUAGCUGUCGCUACGUAUGGUGCGAAUAGCCAGCAGGCUUUGGCUGCUACUGUUGGUCCCUUGAUUGAGGUCCCUGUUUUAUUGGGGCUGGUGUAUGUGGCGAAGGCAAUUGGGCGAAGGAGGGGGUGGAAAGAAUGA
Molecule: messenger RNA, 1433 nt
Organism: Cadophora gregata
Lineage: Eukaryota; Fungi; Ascomycota; Leotiomycetes; Helotiales; Ploettnerulaceae
Exons: 3
Coding region: 258-1433 (391 amino acids)
Biological process (GO): antimonite transmembrane transport; arsenite transport
Cellular component (GO): plasma membrane
Molecular function (GO): antiporter activity; arsenite transmembrane transporter activity; antimonite transmembrane transporter activity
Source: RefSeq, a predicted model, not a curated record